AUGAAUGGAACUCUUCCUGAACGUCUGGGGAACAUGUUUCCGAUGCUGGAUUUUCUUGAUGUUUCUAAUAACAUAUUACAAGGUGUUGUGACCGAGAAUCACUUUGUUAAUCUCAAAGAAUUACGGUUCUUCUAUGCAUCUGGAAAUAGAUUAACAUUGAAAGUGGGUCCAAAUUGGUUGCCUCCCUUCGAACUUAGCGAGCUUGGGUUGGGAAGUUGGCACUUGGGUCCUCAAUUUCCAGUUUGGUUGCAGUCACAAAAAGAGAUUUCUGAGGUGGAUAUAUCUAAUGCUGGAAUCAAAGAUGAAAUUCCAACUUGGCUUUGGAACUUAUCCUCUCAACUCUCUGUCCUCAAUCUACCUCACAACCAAUUCAGUGGUCGAUUGCCUCGAAACACAUUUCCCAUAACUAAAUUGGACUUGUCAAACAAUUUAUUCUCAGGGGACGUCGUUGCUGUCUUUUCUCAUCCUCAAAAUGAAUCGAUCAAGCUUAAAUGUAUCAAUGAUGAUUAUAUUGGAAAUAAGUUGACAGGAAACAUUCCCAAGAAAAUAGGAGACAUGAAGCAAUUAGAAUCCAUUGAUUUAUCUAGAAAUCACUUUUCUGGAGAAAUCCCCUACAGCCUCUCGAAUCUAAACUUUCUGAGUUACUUGAAUUUGACUUAUAACAAUUUGUCGGGGAAGCUAGAUCCCUACUGCAUCUUGUUAUGUUGGAAAGUCAAUGAAACAGUUUUAUUUCUUCUUCUUCACCCUUCACUGCCAACUGCAAUACGGUAUCAGAGCCAUAAGAUCAUGGCCUGGGGUGCACCUUCAGUAAACACAAAUGCCUCAAUUUCCACAAAUCCCACUCCAAACCCUAUUGCCUAUGAGCCUAAGGAUCGAGUUGAUCCACUGCAUCUUCAUCCCAGUGAAACUCCCUCUCUUCAGCUGGUGACUACUCAAUUAGAAGGGAGAUCGAACUACCAUCCGUGGGCAAGGGCUAUGGAAAUGGCGUUGAGAUAA
This is a messenger RNA of Ipomoea nil (Japanese morning glory), 996 nucleotides long. Its product is annotated as receptor-like protein 12. Gene Ontology annotation, molecular function: protein binding. The coding region runs from base 1 to 996 and encodes 331 amino acids. The record is from RefSeq and is a predicted model, not a curated record. The transcript is spliced from 6 exons. Lineage: Eukaryota; Viridiplantae; Streptophyta; Magnoliopsida; Solanales; Convolvulaceae.